AUGGUGUUCGUCCAGUGGACCGUAGCAGCUGCGCUGCUUCAACUCGCGUCCACGGUCGGCGCGCAUGGCCAUGACGAGGGCAUGGCAGAUAUGGAUAAUGGCGUCGACAAUACCGCACAGGACCAACAGGAGGGCGACCCAUACUACCUGCCGAGCUAUGCCGGCUUGUCAGCACACUCGGGACUGAUGAUGGCGCAUAUUGGCCUCAUGGUGCUCGCGUGGUUCUUCAUCCUGCCAAUCGGCAUCAUGUUCAGCAUUGCUCGCUCUCGAUACACCCUACCGGUGCAGUUCCUCUUCCUGAUUGUCAAUGGCGUCGGUGUCGUUCUCGCCACCAUUUACAACGCCAAUACCCCCGACCUAUACGAGAACAACGCGCACCACACCAUCGGCUGGAUCGCGACGUGGGUCAUGACGGCGCAAACUGUCAUGAGCUUGCUGUUCUUGUACUCGGGCCGUGUCAAGAUGACAGCCUCUUCGUCAGACGAGCGCGUCGCAUACCUGCCAGUCUCGGCUGAGAACAUGGACCAGUACCAUGUGUCGUCACCUUACCGAGAUACUCGCUGGUCUGGAGACAGCGGCUCCCCCACUGGGAGAUCCUCGACCACGCUCAACAGCUCCCGCGACAUUUCACCCACCGAUGCUCAUCGCCUGUCGAAGGAGGCCGAGAACGAGGAUGUCGAUGAUGAAGAAGGGCUGCCGAUGCUGAUACCAACGUCAAUGUCGACUCGCACCGAGCAUUCGUCAUCACCAUCGCGGUUUCGCAUCAGGGCUGUGCAUGCUUUUCUGUCCAGGAAGGUCCCUACCUUCUUAUCCAAGAAGCUGCUAUUCACCGCUCAGGUUGGCUAUGAGAUUGUCGACAGGACGAUCCUGAUCCUCGGAUGGAUUGCAAUUGUCACAGGUGGUGUGACGUUGGCUGGCUGGAUGCGUGCGGAUAACGUCUUUGGUGGGCUCGCCCAUUUUAUCAAAGGAGGAAUAUUCUUCUGGUAUGGCUUGUUAACGCUUGGGCGAUUUAUGGGUUGCUUUUCCGACUUUUCAUGGGCGUGGAACAAUGCCAAACCUUUAAACGUAGAUGAUUGGCGCGCCCGUAUUCCCUCGGCGGAAUUCACCGAGUCAUUCGUCAUCUGGCUGUAUGGUGCAAGCAAUGUCUUCCUCGAGCAUCUCGCUGGCUGGGGCCAGGAGUGGGUGGCCCAGGACCUCGAGCAUGUGUCCAUCGCCAUUAUGUUCUUCGGUGGUGGUUUGCUUGGUAUGCUCGUCGAGUCCAAGACCAUUCGCCGGUGGUUGAACACACCCGUCGAUGUGAUACCCAUGAGGAAGGAGAUGCAAGCAGAUGAGGCAGACGCUGUGCGACAAGAACCUCGACAGUAUGCACACUCGAUGAACCCCGUACCGGCCCUGGUGAUUCUCCUGCUCGGCAUUAUGAUGUCUUCGCACCAUCAGGACUCGGCGGUAUCGACCACGGUGCACGGCCAGUGGGGCACUCUGCUCGCCGGCUUCUCCGUUGCACGUAUCGUCACCUACCUUUUCCUCUACUUGGCGCCUCCCACAUCGAUCUGGCCUGCUCGUCCGCCAUCCGAGCUCGUGGCCUCGUUCUGCCUCAUCUCCGGUGGUCUCGUUUUCAUGGCCAGCACCAGGGACGUCAUUCGUUGGAUGGAGGACCGCAACCUCAUGGCCAUGUUCAUCUUUACCGUCGUGAUGGGCUUCACUGCCUUGCUGAUGGCGUGGCAAAUGCUCGUCCUAGCACUCAAGGGCUGGGCCGUGCGACGUGAAGCGAAGCUGUCAGGAGCUUCCGUCCGUUGA
Messenger RNA from Cyphellophora europaea CBS 101466, 1797 nucleotides. RefSeq lists its product as uncharacterized. NCBI's taxonomy places the organism in Eukaryota, Fungi, Ascomycota, Eurotiomycetes, Chaetothyriales, Cyphellophoraceae. The transcript has 4 exons. The coding region runs from base 1 to 1797 and encodes 598 amino acids. The record is from RefSeq and is a predicted model, not a curated record.